Bradysia coprophila is the source of this 1962-nucleotide messenger RNA. Its product is annotated as trehalose transporter 1-like protein. Gene Ontology annotation, biological process: transmembrane transport. Gene Ontology annotation, cellular component: membrane. The record is from RefSeq and is a predicted model, not a curated record. NCBI's taxonomy places the organism in Eukaryota, Metazoa, Arthropoda, Insecta, Diptera, Sciaridae. Gene Ontology annotation, molecular function: transmembrane transporter activity.
UAGAGUCUGGUUUAAGGAAAAAAUUUAUUUUUAUUUGUGGCCAAGUGUGAAUUUUUUCAUAUUUAUUUCUUGAAUUUGUGAAUUGUCGUUAUUGUAUAUAUACGCAAAGGUAUAACAUCGGGGUGGGUGCAUUCUUAGAGCAAACAGAAAAGUAUACGGAACUCGAGUGAUUCAGUGAACAGAAAUGGUAAAAGUAACAGUGGCUUUGACGUACAUUUUUUCUUCUUAAUUUAUGAUCCUUUGUGCCUAACAAGAUUUUCGUAUUAAAACAAAAAGAAAGUUACAAAAUUGACUUAUAAUAUUCUCGUAUCAACUGAUCAACUAAUAGAAGAAAAGAUGUUGGACAGAUUACAACAAGAUCUGCUUCUACCAGACAAAGUGAAAGCAAAAGUGGUAGAACAAUCGAAACAAACGCAGGUACAGUUUGAAAGUGUAGACACGAUACAGCGUGUCUCUGUUGUAGACGAACGUCUACUGGAAGUGCAGAAAGAACGAAAUGAUUCAACAUCUUCAAACAAAGGUGUUUUUCAUCAGAUUCUUUUAACCAGUGCUGUUUUGAUCAUGGCAGCUGGAUGUGGCAUGCCUAUUGGUUUCUCCACUGUAAUACUGCCACAGCUCUAUAAUUCAUCGGAUGAAUUACAAAUGGAUUUAGAUUUUGGAUCAUGGUUUGCCAGUGUUCACAGCCUAUCCUCACCAUUCGGAUCAUUUUGUUCAGGACCGUUGAUGGAUCGAUUCGGACGGAAGCCGGGCUUAAUGAUAGCUACCAUUCCUUUGGUACUCGGAUGGAUAUUAAUAGCGUUAGCUGCUUCCCGUCCGGUUUUGUUAGCUGGACGGAUUUUGGCAGGAAUUUCAGUCGGUUUGAUGGCUGCACCAGCUCAGAUAUUAAUCGCAGAGUGUGCUGAGCCCAAACUUCGCGGAUUUCUCGUUGGAGUUCCAUUCGUAUCUUAUGCAUUCGGCAUUCUACUCACAUAUUUACUUGGUGUCCUUCUGAAUUGGCGUACAGUUGCAUGGUGUUGUAACAUUUUACCAUUGGUAUCGCUAGUGGCUUUAUAUCUUGUACCAGAAAGUCCAGUGUGGUUGGUGAGAAAAGGAUUCAUAAACAGAGCCGAAAGAGCGUUGAAAUGGUUAAGAUGUAAUGAUCUCAUCGCAGAAACUGAACUACAAGAAUUGGUCAGACGAUGUGACAAUGAGAAUUUAACAACAACACCGAACGAAAGCAUUCUUAGAGCCUGUGCCAAAUCAUCCGUACUGAAACCGUUGAUUAUAGUCAAUCUGUUCCACAUAAUGAUGAUCCUAUCGGGAACUUAUCUGAUCGUAUUUUACGCAGUGGACAUCCUGUCAGAAUUCGGAACGGACGUAGACAGUAUGACAGCGGCCGUGUAUACCGCUGUAAUCCGACUGAUAUUUACAAUUUGCGCUUGUUUCCUGUUGUAUCAUCUGAACCGUCGAACUCUGGGCAUCUUAUCCGGUCUCGGUUCGGGACUGAGCACUAUAAUUUUAGCAGUUUUCACUUACGUUCGUUUGGGACAAACCAAAUCAACCGUCGACACUGUCGUGCCAGCCAUAUGUAUCAUAUGUUACGUAGCCGCUAAUACAAAUUUCAUGGUACUGCCAGGUGUGAUGGUCGGCGAAUUACUUCCGGCUCAAAUACGUGGCCGUGUUGCUGGAUACAUAUUCACCGGAUUCAAUUUGUUCUUUUUCAUUGUGGCGAAGAUAUUUCCGUAUGUCAGUCAGCGGCUCAAAUCGCAUGGAGUAUUUUUGAUGUUCGGAAUAGCCAGCUUUGGUGCGUCGUUGGUCACGUAUUUACUGUUGCCAGAAACGAAAGGAAAAACGUUGGGCGAAAUUGAAGAUUAUUUUCAAGAGAAAAAUUGGUUUUGGACGGGAAGAAAACGUUCGACCGAAACGGAAAGUGACGGUAAGAAAUGCGUUAAAGUAUGAGACUGCACGGUAUACUGGUAAGUG